Molecule: messenger RNA, 3644 nt
Organism: Notolabrus celidotus (New Zealand spotty)
Lineage: Eukaryota; Metazoa; Chordata; Actinopteri; Labriformes; Labridae
Gene: thap12b
Product: THAP domain containing 12b
Exons: 5
Coding region: 222-2528 (768 amino acids)
Source: RefSeq, a predicted model, not a curated record
AAUCAGUUGUUUUGUGGGCGGGAUGUUAUCUUGCAACACAAUCGUCCCCAAACUCAACCGUUGAGACUUUGCAGUUUAAUACAGUGAACACUGUGUUGUAGCUGUUUAUAGACACACAUCAGACUUAAUCAAUACAACCAUAUACAUUAUCUACAAGUGUGCAAGUCGAUGAUUAGGCUAUAGCAAGCUAACUUAACAAAGCUAACCACUUAGCCUACACAAUGCCAAAUUUUUGCGCGGCCCCGAACUGUACACGGAAGAGUACACAGUCAGAUUUGGCAUUUUUUCGAUUUCCACGAGAUCCUGAGAGAUGCAGAAUCUGGGUAGAGAACUGCCGCAGAGCAGAUCUUGAGGCGAAGACAGCAGAUCAGCUUAACAAGCACUACAGAUUAUGUGCCAAACACUUUGACCCUGCUAUGGUGUGCAAAACAAGCCCCUACAGGACUGUGUUGAAAGAUACAGCCAUUCCAACAAUAUUUGAUCUGACAAGCCAUCUCAAAAAUCCUCAUACAAGGCAUCGCAAGCGGAUAAAAGAACUCACUGAAGAAGAUAUACGGAAGAUUAAAGAAAGAAGAUUGGCAUCUUCUAUUGAACAGCUCGUUUCCAAAAAAGAUGCAUCGGUUGAAGAUGGCACAAGUACUAACGAGGAUGAACCUCAGUUGUCCACGGAGGAGAGGGAGUUUCGUGAAUAUCUGAGGUCCUUGUUUGAGGUUGUGGUCAUGUUAGGAAAACAAAGCAUCCCCUUGGUGGGCGAUAAAGCGUCUGAAGCUGGACCCAACAACUUCCAGGCCCUCUUGGAUUACAGGAUAAACGCUGGAGAUGUAGCUCUGAGGAAACGCUUUGAGGCAACAGCUGUGAACACAGAAUACCUGUCUGAAACCCAGCAGAGCCAGCUCCUGGACAUCUGUGAGAACACAGUGAGGGAGGAGAUGCUGAUGGAGGUGCGAGAGAGUCGCUUCUUCUCCCUGGUGACAGGUGACCUCAUUGAUUUUGCCAACGAGAAGCACCUGCCUCUUUUUUUACGCUAUGUGAAUCAACAGAACGUUCUGCGGGAAGAGUUUUUGGACUUUAUGUCUUUUGAAGGUGAUGAGGCUGCACUGGUAGAGAGACUGGAGACACAGCUGACUGACCGUUGGAGUCUUAGCAUGGAGGACUGCCGCGGUCAGGCCCACAAAGCCACUGGUACCUCCACAACCAAGAUGAAAGCUGUUGCGGUGUUACUUUUGGAGAAGUAUCCUCUUGCACUGCAUAUGCCUUGUUCUCAUAUGGCCUUGAAUAUCCACCUGACAAACAAUCUGCCUUUUCCCAAUGUCCAAGUCGUAAUGGAGACUCUGCGGAGGAUUGGUGCAUUCUUUGAUGUCCCUUUUACCCAGGAUGAGCUAGAGAGGGCCAUCUUUACUCACUACCAGAAAAAUGAAGAGAAGAUAACAGCGCUGAGACAAGCCUGUGUGUCAGGAUGGACAGAGCAGCACAGCGCUUUUGAUGUGCUUCUAGACAUGUUGCCUCCACUGCUGCUGUGCAUGGACAGCAUCUGGGAAAAUGAAGAAGGAAAGUUUUCUAAUGCUACUACAGCAGAUGCAUACGCAAUCUCAGAAACUCUUGCUGAUUUUGAGAUUGUCGUCACCAUCGUCAUCCUGAAGAAUGUUCUCACAUUCACCAGAGCCUUUGGGAGGAAUCUUCAGGGGGAAACGCUUGAUGUGUUUUUUGCUGCAAACAGUCUAACUGCGGUGCUGCAUUCACUGAACGAGGUCAAUGACAACAUUGAUGUCUACCAUGAGUUCUGGUUUGAGGAGGCUGUGAGUGUGGCCAAUGCAAUGGAGAUCCCUGUAACGGUACCAAGGUUGUUCCUACGGAAGCAGCGUGCAGCCGAUGUGGGAGAAAACCAAACAGAAGCGUAUUAUAAGGAGUAUGUGACUGUCCCAGUCAUCCACGGCAUCAUGCAGGAAGUAGAGGACAUGUUCUCUGAGACCAACCUCAAAGCUCUAAAGUGCCUCUCCCUGGUCCCAGCUGUCAUGGGCCAAAUGAAGUUCAACACCACAGAGGAGAACUACGCAGACGUGUACCGCAACGACCUCCCAAACCCUGACACGCUCCCCGCAGAGCUCCACUGCUGGAGAAUCAAGUGGAAGCACCGGGGCAAAGAGGUUCGCCUGCCCACCACCAUUCACGAAACCCUCCAACUGCCGGACGUGAAGUUCUUUCCCAACGUGAACUCCUUCCUCAAGGUGCUGUCCACCCUGCCUGUGCUGAAACUCGAGGACAACAGGAGCAACACAGCAAGCGAGCGGCUGCAGGCUUAUCUUUGCAACAUGCCCGCCAAGCAGUGGAACAAAAGUCUUGCGAUGCUCAACAUUAACACUCAUGUCAAACAUGACUUGGACGUGAUGGUGGACAAAUAUUGCAGAAUAUAUUCUGAGGAUGAAGCUGAAGCUGAGACUGAAGCUGAAGGAGUGGCUGAGGCUGAAGCUGAAGGAGUGGUUGAGGCUGAAGCUGAAGGAGUGGCUGAGGGAGAUGCAGAAAUGAAAUGAGGAGAAAAUGACUGACCCUCAUGUACAUAUUGAUGUUUGUGCCCAUAAGCAUAUACAGUAAUCCUUUUAAUACACCUGUAAAGCAAGAAAACAUUCCCUUAAGGAAGAGGAAAGAUACUUUUCUGAAUCAAGGAGAUACCUGGUAUCUCAGAAUUCUGACUAAAGCUUUUACAAAAAAAAAUCUGCUUCAGUAUUCAGAAUCACCUUUUUUUUAAAUUCUGGGAUAAAUAUCUUGUAAAUUUAGAAAAAAAUGCAGAUUGCUUGGGAACUUCUCAUAAUUCUGAAGUAUCUCAUAACUUCAGAAAACUCCUCUGCAGUAAAGAGAUACCUGAUACAAUUUUUGUCAUCCCUGGUUUUCAAAAACAAAUCCUUUACCACUGUUCUUUUUGUAUGUUGUAAAAUUAACUCCAACUUGCACUGUAAAUAAGUAUGUAGUAUUUUGGAAAAAAGUAGUUGAAUUGAAUAAUAGCUCAGUGUCUUGGGAGAAUGGAAACACCACAACAAAGUCCAAGAAUGGGGGGCAGUAUCAAGGCUGGAUUUGUUCAAAAACCUCCUUGUGAUGAUUGUGGGAAAGAAUGUUGAAGCCAGUUUUUCUUUUACAUGCAUUGGUCAUAUUUUUUCAAUAAAGGUGUGGAAUUAACCAAACAUCAACAUCCACUGAGCUACUCUUUAUUGUGUGUGUUUAAUUCAAACCAUACAAUGAAGACAAGUUCCAAGUUACUAUUCCCAGAGAGUUCAUUCGGUUCAUUGAUUCCUCUUCACUGACUGUGAGGCAGGAGGGGCACAAGAGGGAGCAGUUACACCAGCAUCAGCAGUAUCCCUCAACUCAUGAAGAGAAGCCAUUUUUGUAUUGUUUUGAGGUGUUAUUGGUAGUUAAAGGGUCUCAAUGAUUUUUUUGGUUCUUUGUGAUUGAAAUAUAUGUGAUCAAAAUGUUUGUGUUCAAAAGAAGGAAAUUACUGAUGAGGCAUUUGCUGAAAAAAAAAAGACAACAAAUCUCUUAAUGUUGUGUUUUGUGAGACCAGAAUUGUUCAGAAAAUUGUGUGAUUUUCCAGAAAACUUCCAUUUACAGUCUGUUUUUUAGUUUUGUAAAAUAAAAUGGUAAAAGUUGCAAAAGGA